AUGUGCUCUUGCCUGUUGACCUUUGGGGCCCUGUGGUGGGCACAGAAGGUGCUGCUUCUGCUGCGCCUUGAUUUCAGGAGAGGCAAGGGCAGCAAUGAUGAUGCUAAUGCUGAGGAUGGAGCUAGACUGUCUUAGCUGUUUGUUGCUGCCUUGUUAAAAAUCUCUUCCACUCCAACCCUCCCUUUUGCCAGAAGAAGCAAGGAAGGUAAGCAGAAGAGAAGAGGGAAUGCCUGUCCACCAGCAGGAUCCAGUGGGAGAACUGAGCAGGGCAGAGCCAGUAUCAUGAAGGCUGUCUCGGGAGAGCAGACUCUGGCUGAAGAGAGAAAGCUCAGGAUGCCCAGCUGCAUCCUAAAGCUGACCAGGGUGGUGCUGAGCCACAAGCCCUGUGCCCUUUUUACCCUCAUCUUUGUGUUCGUAGCCCUUGCCUACCACAAGCUGUACUGGGGCAUUGGGGAGGACCCAAAGAGCAGCAGCCCCACCUCCGGCUUGUCUGCUGAGAUGAGCUGUGCUCACUAUGUGCCUUCUGCCCUCAACAUGGCUGGUGGGCCCUCUCCUUCCACAGGAAAUGUGUUUUUUGUGGAGACCUCGGAGCAAACUGCCCCAAGUUACCUGUUCUCCUGCUCUGUGGAGUCAGCAGCCAGGACACACCCUGCAUCAAGAGUCGUGGUGCUCAUGAAAGGCUUGGCCAAAGAGAAUGGCUCCUUGCCCAAGCACUGGGCUUUCUCCUUGCUCAGCUGCUUCCCCAACGUGGAAAUCCUGCCUCUGGACCUCAAAGAACUCUUUUCUGGAACACCUCUGGAACAGUGGUUUCUGCAGCCUCAGCGGCAACAAGAACCUCAUUUUUUACAUGUCCUCUCUGAUGCCUGCAGAAUUGUCCUCAUGUGGAAAUUUGGUGGCAUCUACCUGGAUACAGACUUCAUUGUGCUUAAAAACUUACAGAACCUCACCAAUGCCCUUGGCAUUCAGGGUGACAGUGUACUGAAUGGAGCCUUUCUGUCCUUUGAGGCCAAGCACAAAUUCAUGGAGCUUUGCAUGCAGGACUUUGUGCAGAAUUAUAAUGGCUGGGUCUGGGGGCACCAAGGCCCGGAGCUCCUAACUCGUGUCUUCAAGAAUUGGUGCUCCCUCGGGACUAUCAAGAGCAUGAGCUGCAAAGGUGUGAAUGCUCUUGCCCAAGAAAUUGUUUAUCCUAUUCCCUGGCAGAACUGGGAGCAGUUGUUUGAGGCAGUCAGUGCCUUGGAGCUUCAGAAACUCCUUAAGAACACCUAUGCAGUGCACAUAUGGAAUAAACUGAGCCACGGGACCAAGUUAGAGAUCCCCUCCCAGGCUCUGCUGGCUCAGCUCUAUUCCCAGUUCUGCCCUGCCACCUACGCAAAGAUGAAGCAGGACUCUGAAGAGUUGUCGAGGCGUGCAGUGUGA
Melospiza georgiana is the source of this 1416-nucleotide messenger RNA. Its product is annotated as lactosylceramide 4-alpha-galactosyltransferase-like. Gene Ontology annotation, molecular function: acetylglucosaminyltransferase activity. Gene Ontology annotation, biological process: protein O-linked glycosylation. NCBI's taxonomy places the organism in Eukaryota, Metazoa, Chordata, Aves, Passeriformes, Passerellidae. The record is from RefSeq and is a predicted model, not a curated record.